Orbicella faveolata is the source of this 1171-nucleotide messenger RNA. Its product is annotated as perlucin-like protein. The record is from RefSeq and is a predicted model, not a curated record. Lineage: Eukaryota; Metazoa; Cnidaria; Anthozoa; Scleractinia; Merulinidae.
ACAUCAGUUCUGGAUGACAAAACACCGCAGCUAGCCGAACAAACGUUUAACAUUAACAACUGGGGCUUCGGAAAUAUUGAACGAAAGCUGCUGAUCGAUAUCAAAGCCAGAAUAGACUCAUUGUUUGAUAAAGUCACCCGACCUCCUUGUCCAGAAGGUUGGGUUCUUCAUGCAAAGUCUUGUUUUCUCAUCAUCAACAUUCCAACCCUGGAGCGGAGCGACGCUCGGAGAACUUGCCAGAAUCUGGGAGGAGACCUCGCCAUAAUCAGGUCCGCUGAGGAAAAUAACUUUAUCUUUGGCCUGGUGAAGCAGCAGGACACAAUCACAUUUUAUGGCGUGUGGCUUGGUUUUAUCAGAAAGUCCGACAGCAAGUUUUACUGGAUUGACAACACUCCACUGAAGGGUCAUUAUUCUCCGUGGGGAAGUGGCGAGCCGAACAAUGCGAAUAACAACGAGUACUGUAGCAGCAUGUUCGGAAAAGGAGGUAGAGCGGGAAAGUGGAACGACUUAUGGUGCUCCCUGAAAGAGAGCCAGCUGAAGGACGCCCCAAGUAUUCUGUGCCAGAAGAAGGCCAACUGAACUAACGGUGCUGCUAUUUUUUCGAUUUUACCGCAGAACUAUAUUAAAAUCAAACUGUUUUGGCCGGGUUAUAAGGUGUUUCGCUUAUAGUACAGUAGUUAUUGUCAGACAAGUCAUCCUGUUGAUUCCAAUCGUUUUAUCUUUUCGGUUGAGCUGCUGUGUGAUUUGAUGGCAGUAAAAUAAAAGUGAUGCAUGGUUGCAAUUGUCAAACCUUGCGAUUAUAUAUGUUCCUAUUUAAAAUUCCGUACCCGUAUAAAUUUUGGCUUUGGAAGAUCACUAAGUAUUUGUAAUGCGGUUUUGUAUAGGGGUAAACAAUUAGAACAAAAUCAAAUAUUUUAGAAAGAUGACGAAAAUCGAUAUUCCAUAGAGCUAGUUUCGGGAACAAAACAAAAAUGUAAAACAUAUACCACUAAAGAUAUACAACAACUAGGCAAAUUAGAAAAGAUAUUCCCUGCAACAAGUAUUGGUCAGUAAGCUGCAAUCUGAACAUCCUGCAGAAGUAGGACAAUAUAUUCAAGAGGAAAAUUGUGGUUAAAAGUUGUGGUUAAAAGUUGUGGUUAAAAGUUUAUUUAUUCAGUCAUGAGCUUCGCUA